AGAAAGUGUGAGAGAGGGGAGGGAGAGAGAGGCAAAAUAAAACGAAAAUUAGAUGGGAGCGAUGGAUCUUCCACAGAAAGAGCAGAUGCGAGCCAUGAGUCGCUGCGUUCAGGAGAAAGACUGGUAUCCGAACACAUCAUCAAUUCAAACAUGUGUUCCUCAUUUCCAGAAAAGAAAUCUAUUAUGAACACACUGAUCAUGGAAUAGUCACUAAAUGUCAGAAGACAGGCUAGUUAUUGGGAAUUUCAUGUUCUCUUUUCGAGGUAAAUUCUCCAUGGACCUAGUAGAUCCACGGUUUCUUGGACUUCUCAGUGCAUUGGCAAAUAUUUUUUUGGUUGCGGCAACGUAAGCUGACAUGGAUGCUGGAGUAAGCAUGGAUAUACAUAGUUUGGAAAAAAGAAAUAAACUUAAAGUGCAAUGAAUUUUGUUGUUAGUAACCAGGCCAAACUUUUCUUCAAUGAUCUACUUUAAGUAGUGCUUUUCAUCAAAUUUGUCUUUAAUGAGGAAAAAUUGCCAUUAUUAUCGAUUUACAAUCGAUUUUAUUCGCAAAGCCAAACUGGCGGAAAAGCUCUGACAGGCCUGGAUAUGGAUCGCAUCUUUUAAACUCUUAUACAAAAGAAAGAAAGAAUAUCAAUCAAAUCCUAGUGAAAAUGAUUUCAAACGAGAAUGAAUUCAAGCGUCGAACAUCGCUCUCAUCCAGUCUACGUCGACUUCAAAAGCGACAUGGUACGACGUCGACAGGUGGCCUGGAGCUUAUCGAACACGAUUACUCGCAACAAGAAACCGACGUCGAGUGUCGACCAAGUCCCGAUGGAAAUGCCAGGGAUAAUGCCAAUCAUUAUUUAGAAUCUGAUCAAGCAAAAACGGAGGAUAAAUCGUUCGUAAUCGAAAGAACGUUUGGGUCCAUGCACUGCACAUCGAUCCUAUUAGGGGUCCUCGUCAGCUUCGGCUCGCUCUUUUCAGUAAGGGAAAUUUUCAUGAAUUGUGGCGGUCUCAUUCCCGCCCUUUUUGUUUGGAUUUCGGCCGGUGCGAUGAUGUUUGUCGGGGCGCAGUGUUACGCGGAGCUAGCGACAUGCAUUCCCAAGUCGGGUGGAGAUUUUGUGUACCUCUAUCACGCCCUUCCCACGCCCAUGCCCGCCUUCAUGCAGGUCUGGAUGGGACUGGUGAUGGGUUCUGGGGCGACGAUCUCGGCGCUUGGGAAGAUGGGCGGAGUCCAGUUUCUUAAGUUGGUGUGCAGACGAUGUGAUGAUAUCGACAGGAGUUCACCGCUUGUCAUCAUUGUCGCAGCCCUCAUAAUAUGUUUACUAAUCAUGAUGCAUUGUCGCAGUUCUCUCUUGUCAGCCUGGUUUCAGGUAUCACUGACAUGUAUCAAGUUAGGAUCAUUCGCUUUUAUCAUCGCUCUCGGAUUCGUUCACAUAGUCACCGGACGGACAUCAAACUUGAAAGAAAAUAUGUGGUAUCCCCUGCCGACCAAUCAGGCAAGUCCCAUGGUAGCAUUCGCUGUCAGCUCUAUGUCUUUCACGGGAUGGCAGAGUCUUACUUUUGUGACUGAAGAAGUCAAGAAGCCAGAAAAAAACAUCCCAUACGUGACUUCAUUCUCUGUUCUGAUUGCUAUUGGUUUAUGUAUGGCUCUAAACAUAUCCUAUGCCACUCUGUUGACGCCUCAAGAGCUACUCUCAUCACAACCGAUUAUAAUGUUGAUCGGUGAUAAAGUUCUAGGAUCAUGGUCUAAGUUGGUUCAUCUACCUAUCUUAAUUUGCACCCUUUCGGAUAUCAACAUUAUCAUCUUAAUAGUUUCAAGGAUGUUUUUCUCCGCUGGUAGAGAGAGGCAGUCCCCUAGUCUUUGGGCAAUGCUGAAUGUACGAUACAACACCCCAUCCCCUGCUAUUCUGGUUAUGCUGCCCAUAGCUCUCAUUCUGCUGGUACUGGACAUCAGUUCAGUGCUGUCAAUUCUUGGUCCAUUCCAAUGGCUGACCAGUGCAAUGGUGGUGGCUACCCUUCUCAUCUAUAGAAUACGAUACCCUGACCGGGACAGACCAUUUAAGGUUCCUUGGGCGUUUCCAUUUAUCUACAUCCUCUACUGUAUAUUUCUGACGUCGCUAGCCAUCUAUAACAAUCCUCGUGUUCUUGGCCUAGUUCUUGCUAUCAUUGCCCCGGCCUUCCCGCUUCAGAUCAUUCUCAUCAGACUCCGAAGACCAAGAACAUUUCUAAGAGCUGUCGGAAAUGUGACCCGAUUUCUUCAGAAGCUGCUUCUGGUUGCUAAACCUGAUGAUAGUGGGCAAGAUAUAAACCUUUAAUCCAGAGAAGGGAACAGACUGGUACUUCACUCAGAACAUUUCCUGUUUGAUAGCUUCAGGAGGCCAUUUCAUAAAGCUGUUCGUAAGUUAAGAGCGACUAAGAAUGACUGGUGAUCCUUUCUUACGCGAUACUUAAUCACCAAUGAACAUUAAAUGGUGAAUAUCUUUUACCGCAAGAAAUGAUCACCAGUCGUUCAUAAAGAUGCUCUUAACUUACGAACGGCUUUAUGAAACACCCACCAGGUCCGUGUCUCACAAAGGAGUAUCUGAUCACUCUCAAAUGACAAUUAUUGCGUAUGCCAUUUUAUAUUGUACAACGCCUACUUAGCUUGUUGUACACAAGCAAAUGAGAGGCUGUACGUGCAACAUUCUGUACUGUCCAAAAUGUACCAUUGCACGGCUUUAGGAGGUGACAUCACAAUAUGAUUCAAUUCAUUGCGCUCAGUAAAAAAUAGAGGGGGGCAAUAUGUGUAUGGCCUUCUGGUUAAAUGCUCAAUGCUGUCAUGCGCCCUUGUAUUGUGGGAUUUCGCUUUUCGCUUUCUAUAUUUUUACUCCCUUUUUCCUAGAUUAAUGCAGGGACUAAAAAAUAUUUUUUUUUUCUUCAUAUUUUCGCUAAAUUCAGAGGCGUUGUACAACACACAUACUUGUAGGGAAUAUUCUAUUCAACUCACCUCAUGCAAAACCUCGCACCAUCACACUCAUGCCUAUUCGCUAUUUGUAUAUUAUGUCCUCUCAUGGGGCAUUGUAAGAAUUUUUCAUGGUAUUUUUUCUUGUACAAUAUUCAUUAACCUUCAAGAUUUAUAAAUUAUCAUUGUUUUCUGACUGAUAAAAAUAACAAAUACAAAAAUAUAGUGAAAAGCACAAUUGUGACAUUUUAAAUAAUAGUGAAAAAAAAACAUCACAAGUUGACUAUUCUGUGAUAAAGAUCAAGAGAAUAAAAUGCACUCUAGAUGACUAUUUUGUUAUCAAGAGAAUAAAAUGCA
Messenger RNA from Lytechinus pictus (painted urchin), 3280 nucleotides. Its product is annotated as cystine/glutamate transporter-like. NCBI's taxonomy places the organism in Eukaryota, Metazoa, Echinodermata, Echinoidea, Temnopleuroida, Toxopneustidae. The record is from RefSeq and is a predicted model, not a curated record. Gene Ontology annotation, cellular component: membrane. Gene Ontology annotation, biological process: amino acid transmembrane transport. The transcript is spliced from 10 exons. The coding region runs from base 651 to 2297 and encodes 548 amino acids. Gene Ontology annotation, molecular function: L-amino acid transmembrane transporter activity.